This is a messenger RNA of Lytechinus pictus (painted urchin), 4370 nucleotides long. RefSeq names its product threonine synthase-like 2. Lineage: Eukaryota; Metazoa; Echinodermata; Echinoidea; Temnopleuroida; Toxopneustidae. Bases 146 to 1615 code for a protein of 489 amino acids. Gene Ontology annotation, biological process: 2-oxobutyrate biosynthetic process; dephosphorylation. The record is from RefSeq and is a predicted model, not a curated record. Gene Ontology annotation, molecular function: pyridoxal phosphate binding. The transcript is spliced from 8 exons.
GUUCUCAGACUAAUGUGAUACGAUCAGCUGUUCGUGUAAAGACUGGAUGCGAUGGUUGACUUCAUUUUUUUAAGGAGCAGAAAAUCCAAAAAGCAGUGAAUAUAAACAUUUUGGAUCACUUAAUUAGUACCGUUACAGCACCAUAAUGAAGUACGUUGGCACAAGAUCAGACGAAUUCGGUAAAUUCUCUUUUGAAGAAGCGAUAUUCUCAGCCGGUUAUUUACCAGACGGAGGGCUUCUCAUUCCAGAAGUUAUCCCGGAGCUGUCGGCGAGCUCUCUGCGAGAAUGGUCAUCGCUCUCGUAUGCUCAGCUGUGUAAAAAGAUAUUCCCGCUGUUUGUUGGCGAAGACGAGGUUCCAAAUUCUGAUUUGAAUGAUAUCAUCGAUCAAGCAGUUGCCAAAUUGAAACAUCCAGAGGUGUUAACGGUGGCAAGGUUGUCCAAUGGACUGAACGUUGCGGAGCUAUUCCACACGAAGACCUUGGCAUUUAAAGAUCUUUCUAUGGUGACCACAGGCCAAUUCAUGAAGUACUUUUUAGCAAAAAAGAAGAAGAAUAUUAUCCUUAUUGUUGGCACAUCGGGUGACACAGGAAGUGCAGCUAUCGAAGCGGUCAGAGAUCAUGAUUACAUUGAUUUCAUUGUACUAGUACCUCGCUGUUCUCGGCUCCAGAAACUCUCCAUGUUUACAGCCAUCGAUAGGAACAUCCACAUCUUUCAUAACCCUGAAAUGUCUUCAGAUGAUAGCGAUGUCGUGAUCAAACCCGUCAUGACCGAUACUGCCUUUAAAGAGCGUCAUCGACUUGGUACCCUCAACUCCAUCAAUUGGGGUAGAGUGAUGGGCCAGAUUGUUCAAUAUUUUUUCACCUACCUCUCCAUGUGUCCGUCCUGUGACAAGGUCGUCGAGAUGAUCAUUCCAACAGGGGCUUGUGGCAACAUGACUGGUGCAUGCAUAGCCAAGAAAAUGGGCUUACCUAUUAAGAUAGUAUGUGCUGUCAACAGUAAUGAUAUAGUCCACAGGACAUUUGCGAACAACGAUUACUCCAUGAAUGAAGUCACGGCUACCUUGUCCCCAGCUAUGGACAUUCAGAUACCAUACAAUGUUGAGAGAGUAAUGUGGCUGUUUUCCGGUGGAGACCGUGCUCACAUUAAAGACGUCAUGGCUCAAUUUGAGAAGGAUGGUAAAGCAACCAUGGAUUCCGAAUUGUGGAAAAAGAUACAAGAGACUGUAAGCACCUGUUCAGUGAGUGACCAGACAGUGACAGACACUAUUAGAAGAUGCUGGAAAGAAGAAGGCUAUGCUCUUUGCCCUCACACAGCUGUAGCUGUUGCUUACUACUACCACAAACUUGCUAACCCAGACCCGAGCUCUCCGUCCAUCAGCGUCUGCCUCGCAACAGGCUCACCCGCCAAGUUCCCAGAGGCACUGGAUGCUGCCGGUCUACCAGCCGUCGCUUCGGAGGAGGUCGACAGGUGGCUGUCACUUCCGGCUCGCUUCUCCAAGAUGCCUCGAGAUGGGAGUGAGGAGAAGGUCUUACGAGACAGGAUUGAGGGCAUCACAGCGGCCAGGGAGGCUGGCUCGAAGGGUGAUCUGUACGAGAGUGGACAUCUCAUUCUCUAGGGGGGUGUUGCAAGAAAAUAUCUGCAAUCAAUUGCAAAUAUUCUGUUGUAAUUUCACAAUUGAUAGAUCAAUUUCAGCUGCAGCAAAUCAGGUUGCAUUUGUUGAUUCAAAAAACAGAUUUGCAAUCAAUCGCAAAUUUUUAAUCAAUUGCAAGAUAUAUGAUUCAAUUGAUCGCAUAGGUCUUCUGUUUCCUGGACAUACCCGAGGGGUCUUUCAAUGAGCUAUAUUAACCCGCUACUGACUGGAACCGGGUGAUCCCUAUACAGAACCUACAAGAAUUAUAGACUUUCAGUGGAUUACAUGAAGAACAGGGAAGUAAAAAAUGUAGAACUCAAAGAUUAGGAAAAUGACUAUAAUAGCAAUGCAAAGGUCAUUUUUGUCUCACCUGCAUAGCAGAGUGAGACUAUAGGCGCCGCUUUUCCGACGGCAGCGUCAACACCAAAUCUUAACCGAAGGUUAAAUUUUUUAAAUGACAGCAUAACUUAGAAAGUAUAUGUACCUAGUUCAUGAAACUUGGCCAUAAGGUUAAUCAAGUAUUACUAAACAUCCUGCCUGAGUUUCAUGUCACAUGACCAAGGUCAAAGUUCAUUUAGGGUCAAUGAACUUAGACCAUGUUGGGGGAAUCAACAUCAAAAUCUUAACCUAAGGUUAAGUUUUUGAAAUGUCAUCAUAACUUAGAAAAUAUAUGGACCUAGUUCAUGAAACUUGAACAUAAGGUUAAUCAAGUAUCACUGAACAUCCUGCAUGAGUUUCACGUCACAUGACCAAGGUCAAAGGUCAUUUAGGGUCAAUGAACUUUGGCCAAAUUGGGGGUAUCGGUUGAAUUACCAUCAUAACUUUGAAAGUAUAUUGGUCUAGUUCAUAAAACUUGGACAUAAGGGUAAUCAAGUAUCACUGACAAGUUUUAGGUCACAUGAUCAAGGUCAAACGUCAAUGAACGUAGUAUUGUAUCAUUAUAUGAAUGGUGUUUUUUGUGAAUAAUUAUUUUAUAGUAGUUUUCAAAGUCAGCACUGCUGCUAUAUUGAAUCGCGUGAUGCAGGUGAGACCGCCAGAGGCAAUCGGAUCCACUUGUUUAAUAAUCUUGGUCAUUAAAUCACACUGCCCAUUAUACAUCAGGCUUUAAAGAUAGGAAAAGAAAGGUUAGGAAUGAGAGUACUACAGCUAUAAAAGGGUUCCAUGCCAUUUGCCCUUGCGACAAUUGCUCCGCAGAAAAUUCAACACACUAAUGGAAUGACCAACUUCAACCUUGGAUUUAAAAUUAUACCCUAUCCUAAACGUAACAUAAAACCCUAUGCAACCCUAUAUCUUAGAUGAAAUAAAGCUCGGAGAAUUGUCGCCGGAGCAAAUGUCGUGUCACCUAUCUAAGAGGCAGUCUGGAAGUACAAUCUCUACAAGAGUGGUCAUCUUGUCCUCUAGGUACACACAACAAUAUCAACCCACUGCCUACUUGACUGGUUGGGACCUUUACAAAGCCUAUGGGAAUGACAGAACUCAUCAGUCAACUGGUUAAUCAAAAUUUUGACAAUCAACAAAAGUUUAGUGUGUGCAUUAAAAACCAGCUUUUGAACAAUUUUUGGCCCUUUGUGUCAGUUGUGUAAAUUUGCUGUAAUGUUUUAACUCCAUAUCUGGUUGUCACAGAUUUGGUCUCAAAAGUGUGGGACUAGAAAGAAAAAUGUCAUAAAAUGCUGUGCACGUUGUUCUAGGGCAUUUUAAAAAUUGUAUGAAGUGUAGCCCCCCCCCCCCUCCCAUUACAGUAAUAGCUAAACAAUUACCCUUGUUGUACCCGUCUAGUAUACAUUUUAUGAAGUCAAUUAAAAUGUUUGUGAUCAUCAUGUGAGCAAUGACAAUUAUACCAAAUACAAAUAACCUUUGUUUCUAAAAGUAUUUGUUUAUAUAUAUUUUUUGAUGGAAAAUCUACAGUGCUGCUCAGAAGUAAGUGAACCCCACUAGAAAAUGAACAUAUUCAAAGUGUUCAAGUUCUGCCAUGUCUUACAUAUUUAAUUGUCAAGUCAGGCAAUAAAAUAUUCAUAUUCAAUAAAUUUGAUUCUCUGGGCUCGCCGAACAUUGUAGAGUUGUUGUCAACAUUCGGCAUGAAGGAUUAGAUUGUAUGUUGGGGUUCACUAAAUUUUGAGUACAACUAUAUAUAGGCACGAUGUCAAGGUGAAGAUAUUAUUAAUAUCAGAUUACGAAAUUAUAUAACUGUAAAUUGCAUUUACAAAAGAAAUAAAGUUCCGCAGGUAAUUAUUAUGAAAAGGUUCAAGAUAUCACUGAAAUCCAUACUGUAAAGGUGUGGAUUAUUGAAUUAUCUCUUCUGCAAUAUUUUAGAUGCCUAGGCAUUGAAAUAUCAUUAAAUUUGUUUACUCGUUCAAAUUCAAAAAUUUAUAUUCUAUUCUAAUAUUUUCAAUGUAUGAUUGAAUUGAAUCUGAAUUUUAUCGUUGAAUGUGAAUGAGUGCAUGUAUGAAUGACAAAGAAUUUAUAAAGAUGAAAAUUGUAUCAAUUCCUUACUAAUGGCAAUAUGCAUUAGACAUAUUUUAUUUUCUGAUAAUCUUGCCAGUUCUAAACAAAUUUAUUAUCUGUAAUUAAUACUGUUAUAUUUUGUGCCUUUUUAAAGGAAAUGAUGGAUCUCUGUUGUAUAUUACUAAAUCACAGUUGUAUGUGAUGAUGGAGAUAUUGAAUUGAAAAAAAAUAACCAUAUUCUAAUAAAAAAAGGUGGAUACAAUAUUCUUCAAAAUAUUAAAAUGAUGUGAUUCCAUAA